Coregonus clupeaformis (lake whitefish) is the source of this 2421-nucleotide messenger RNA. RefSeq lists its product as uncharacterized. Gene Ontology annotation, cellular component: nucleus. Bases 193 to 1941 code for a protein of 582 amino acids. The record is from RefSeq and is a predicted model, not a curated record. Lineage: Eukaryota; Metazoa; Chordata; Actinopteri; Salmoniformes; Salmonidae. The transcript has 6 exons.
GUAGUAAACGGAAGUGAACAGUGACUGAGAACAAUUUCCGCGUUAGCGUUUUUAUUGUUAUUUAACCCCUUGGAACUCAACAUAUGACUCAUUUAACUGCACAGCAUUACAUACAAGGCGGUGUUUAAUUUGCGUUGGAGACAGGACUUGGUUGAUAGAGGUUAUUUAGGUAACGCUAGCUAGCUGCUAACAAUGGCUAACUGUACGGCUUUUCACACUCAAAUUGCCUCCAUCAUGGAGUUGCUAGCUAAUGCAGCCGUGGCAGACAUAUGUAAACUCGUAGACGACGAUUAUGCAGUGUUUCGUUUGGAAAUAACUCAAAGCCAGAAAGAAAACAGGGCAUUGCGGAGGAAACUACAGCUAUUGGAACUGAAGGUGGCACGGGAGCGCGCAGAGGGCACCGAUAGUGUCAAGAUCCUCGACCGAUACAGAGGAAUGCCAAGAGGUGAAGGACAUCUCACUGGAGGCUACAGGAGCUUUGUGAAGCCAGCGGGAUGCAAUACAUGGAGAGAUGACCAACCAAUCACUGUUGAUGAGGGGAGUGGAACCUCAACCCAGCAUGUUAUUGUGAUAGAGUCUGCAGAUGCAGAGGCUGCAAGUCCUGGGGUCAAGCAGGGUAGGACUGAAGUAGAGGACCCACAACACAGCAAAGACAUCCAGACUGGAGCGCCCCCUGUAGCCACGGAGGACCCCACCACCGCUGCCCGACGCAGCAUCACGGAGGAGGAGGAGGUUCCAGAGGUGCUGCUGGUGAAAGAGGAGGGGUGUGAGGAGGGUCUGGGGAACCCUGAGGGGACCAUGGUCAUGGAAGACAACCAGACAACACCUCCUCCUGAGCCCACAGAGGAACCAGCUGAGCGGCACAGGACCACACACAGUCUCACUGAGUCAGUAGACAUGGAGGAUGGGAAGCCUGAUCUGCUGCUGGUCAAAGAGGAGACAAUAGAAGAUGGACCAGAGACCAUUGAUCUGCUGAGUGGACUAAAGAUGGGGGAGCAAGAUGACUGGGUGGCCAUCUUGGAUUCCCAGACCCAGACAGGUGCAGCCAAGGGCCCAGGGGACAAUGUCACUGAGCAGGCCAGGACCAGAGGCGACAUAGUGGAGGUCAGUGGAUGGGACAGCGUCUUCAACUCUGGGCUGGGGAGCAACACUGUUAAUCACAACCAGAAAAAGACAGUGGAACAUAAAACAACAACCAAACUUAGUCUCCAUGACAACAGACUGGCUGAGACCAGGGCGAGGCGUAGAUUUGGUCUGCGAGGGCGAGGAGGUGUCAGUAUGCGGCGGGAGAGAACAGACACAGACUCGGCUAGCGAUGCUCCGUCCUGCUCCUAUAGUUGUGAUUCAGAGAGACUGAUGGCGCCUCAGGUUAACCCCGUAACAGGUGCUGCCUUCAGCCUGCCUUCUAUAGGAUCUAUCAACUGGAACAUGGACCCUGUGACAACACAGACACUUCCUGGCCUUCAUCCUCCUCACACUCUCCUAAUGUUAAACCAGACCUCGGACAAUGCCAGUGCCUCAACACUAAAUGGCUACACAAGCCCAUUGACAAAUGACAGUGGUAGUGAUGCUAUCAGUAGAUCCGGUGGCAAAGAGAAGCGCUUCCCCUGUUCAUUCUGUGGGAAAGCCUUCAGUUUCCGCAAACAGGUGGAGAUCCACCAGAGAAUGCACACAGGGGAGAAACCUUUCAGCUGCCAACUGUGCCGGGCCAGUUUUUCACAAUCAUCCAGCUUGAAGAGGCACCAGAGAGUCCACACAGGGGAGAAACCCUACAGCUGCCCCCAGUGUGAGAAGCGGUUCUCCCACCAGCACCAUCUGAAGGUGCACCUGAAGGUCCACACGGGAGAGAGGCCGUUCGCCUGUACGCACUGCGGGAAGAGGUUCUCAGAGAGGAGCUACCUCAGGAUACACCAGCAGCAAAUGCACACGGCCCAUGUAUAGUGUAUAGUGAUAUGUAAUGUAGUACUAGUUAGUUUGUAGUUAAUUCUGUUGGUUUUGGAUGUAGUAGGGAACUGGAUGAGGUGAACUGAGGAAAGCAUGAGUAUGAUGAGGCAGAGGAAAUGAUAUGGUGAUGGUGUCUGUAAAAAUGUUUCACUGAUUAAGAGUGACAACUUUGUCCUGUUGUUUGAUGAUGUUUUGUAAUGAGGAAAUGAUUGGGCCUUACUUUUUAUGUUUACUUGACAUAAAGUAGUGAAGCUGUGUGUAAUGUGUAACCUUUUCCAAAGUAUUCUAAAAUAAUUUUUUAUCAAAGUGAGGGUACCAGAUUUACAGAAAAUCUAGUGUUACCAUAGUGAGAAAAGUUAUUCUACUUAUAUCGUUUUGUGGAAUAAAAAUACUGUACUAUUUAAAUACAAAGUUGACUCUCUGAAUAUUUUUGUUUUUCUUAUCGGAGUCUUACCAAAAUAUGUCAUUCUUGAAUCA